CAAACGUGAGUUUCACUUCCUGAUGUCAGUGAUGGCGACUGCAGACGUGAGAGACGAGCUGAGCUGCUCCAUCUGUCUGAUCCUUUAUACUGAGCCUGUAAUGCUGCCGUGUGGGCACAACUUCUGCCAGGGCUGCAUUGAGAAGGUGCUGGAUACCCAGGAGGGAUCUGGGGCUUAUUCCUGCCCUGAAUGCAGACAGGAGUAUGAGGAGCGCCCUGCCCUGCCCAGGAACAGAACUCUGGGGAACAUAGCAGAGAGAUUCCGUCCAACUGAGACCCAACUGGGAGAGACCGGGAUCUUCUGCACCUACUGUGUCCUCUCUCCUGUACCUGCUGCUAAAUCCUGUCUCCUGUGUGAGGCUUCUCUGUGUGAUACCCACCUGAGGGGGCACAGCCAGUCACACAAGCACAUCUUAACUGCCCCCACACGUUCUUUUGGGGAGAGAACGUGUGGUGACUCCAUCUGUGUCUGUGUGUCCUGCUGUCGGAUUGGGGAGCACAGGGGCCACAGGGUGGAGCUGCUGAGUGAGGCCUCUGAGAAGAAGAAAGAGACACUGAGGCAAGUUCUGGAGAAACUGAGGCCAGAGAGAGAGGAGACUGAGAGAGGAGCCCAGAGACUGCAGGAGCGCAGGAGAGAAGUGGCAGAAAAAUCAGCCGGUGAGACAGAGAGAGUCACUGCCCUGUUUAGAGACAUCAGGGAACAGCUGGAAGCCCUAGAGAAGAGACUCCUGAAUGACAUCUCCAGCCAGAAAGAGAAAAUUUUCCUCCACCUCCAGGGUCUAAUGGAGCAGCUGGAAAUAAAGAAGGACGAGCUGUCCAGGAAGAUCCGUCACAUUGAGGAGCUGUGCAACAUGGCAGAUCCACUCACUGUCCUACAGGAACGGGAAUCACAUGGAGCUGCAGAUAAUGAGGGGGGCAGAGAGAGAGAUGAUGAAGAGGAACAUAAUGUGGAAUAUGAUACUGAGGAGGAGGAUUCUGAGGGGUCAGAUAGUGAGGGGGGCAGAGAGAGAGAUGAUAUGAAGGUCCCACCAGAAGAAGAUCUGGAUGUGAUUCUGAUCUCAGAGAUAAUAAUUCAGAGCUUGGAAGGAAAAGUCAGUGAGAUAAAGAGAAGCUACUGCCCCCGGGAGAACUCGUUCCUGUAUCUGGAUAGUAACACGGCUCAUCAUCUCUUAAAAAUAACAAAUGGCAGUAAGAAAGCCGAAAAAAACGAGUACUGGGCAGAUAGGAAGGUUAUCGAUCAGACAUCAGAGAGCUUUCUGGAUCACACCCAGGUAUUAACCACCAGGAGUUUCCACUCGGGGCGACAUUACUGGGAGGUCGAUUGCAGUAAAGCAGUGAACUGGCGGGUAGGGGUGGCCUAUCCCAGUAUAGAGAGGGGGGGACAUCAUUCACAUAUUGGGAAUAAUAACAAGUCCUGGGUGGUGGCUCAGAAAGCUAGCAUUAGGAAUGGCAAAUUUCAGUGUUCACUUUGUGCGGCACAUGAUGGAGAAGAAACCAGUUUAUCUGACCCACAAGUCAGUUCCAAGCCCAUUAAGCAAAUCCGAGUGUAUCUGGACUAUGAGGCCGGACGUCUGUCCUUCUAUGAGCUGAGUGAGACCAUCAGACACUUACACACCUUCACUGCCAAAUUCACUGAGCCCCUCCAUGUUGCAUUCUGGGUAAGGGAGGGCAGUGUGACCAUCCAGCAAUAAAGUGCCCCAUUGAAGGUACCGGAAAUACCAAAAAUAACAUUUUUAUUUGAACCUGUAAUACUAUGAUUUCCAUAUCUAUUCAUUGAUACAGAUGUGCGGCUCCUUUGUGCUGUAUAUUGACUAAAACUGCCCAAUUUGCCCCCACAAUUGACCUCAGUGGGAAGCAUCUGGCACAGUCUAUCAGACAUUUUUCUUGGAGGCAACAGAAGGUGGCGGUGGGGGCAUGUUUUUUAUUUUUAAUGCAAUUGGGGUUGAAAAUGACAACGAUCCAUCCUCUUAAUCUUUAUUGUAACUGUACUUUGUAUUUAUUAUUGUAAUGACCCCCCUGUCUGUCCUGUUUAUUUAUUGUUCUGUUGUACAAUGUUGUGUUAUAGGUGACACCAGAUAAAAAUAUACCAACACGUUACCCACUGUAUUGACCAGUCAAUAAUCAACUGAAUUAAAUAUCUAGGAAUAAA
This is a messenger RNA of Xenopus laevis (African clawed frog), 2148 nucleotides long. RefSeq names its product tripartite motif containing 39 like gene 3 S homeolog (gene trim39l.3.S). The coding region runs from base 23 to 1690 and encodes 555 amino acids. The record is from RefSeq and is a predicted model, not a curated record. NCBI's taxonomy places the organism in Eukaryota, Metazoa, Chordata, Amphibia, Anura, Pipidae. The transcript is spliced from 2 exons.